UUCGUGCUCGUCGGGGUGUGGUGUGCUCAGCUCUUCGAUUCUCUCCAGCAGGUGGUGAUCGUGUCGCGUGUUCCGUGCCCAAGUCUCAAGGCUAAAUCUUGAGCAACUCGCCGAGAGUGUAAAAUUAAAAAGUUGUUGGCGGUUUAACACACACGAAACAAAAAAAAAAGAGAAGUAAAUUCCGCCGCACAAUUGUGGCUGGUGUUCCGACAAUCACAACCUCUUUUGUGCGCAAAAUAAAAGUAGGAGAUGAUUACAUUUGGCUGCCGUCGCCGUCGUCGUCGUGUGUGAGGAAAAAAUUGAGAGGAAAAUAAAAAAAAAGUUUGAAAAAACAAGCGAAACCCAAAAAAAGUUAAAGUGGAGGAAAGAAGAGAGUUUCAUAUUUGUCCGAGUUGUGGGUCGAGAAAUGUGCAACAUUUGAGGUGAUUCCGAAUCUGGCACGGCGCGAUUUUUUUGCUGGAUUUCUUCCUCUUCAUUCAUCACAUUUGGCCACGGCACAGACCUCGAUCAAUUGACCCUCGGGGUGGGAUCUUCAACACAGCACACAACACAGCCAAGAAGUGAUGAGGUCAACAUGAAGUUCCUGCUGCGAAUAAUUGGAUUACUGCUGAUGCUGUUGGCGUUUGACGCUGCGUCAUAUGCCAACGCGUUCAUCGUACCUGAGGAGCUGCCUUCCAUCCUUUCUCUAGUCUACUCCAACAUCCCGCCAAUCAAAAAAGGAACGGACUCGCGGCUCGGGUUUGGCUUCCGGCUGGGUGACCAUGCCGACUUCCAGGUGCAGUUCGAAAUUGGCCCACAGCAGAGAACGAGACCAAUAGGUUCUUUGUCUGGCAACAAUAAACGUGACGUCGAUUCGGAGGAUUACCAAAACUACAAAAAGCAAACCUCGAGCGCCUCCAACAGCAAAAACCCCGGCAAAACGUGGCUCGAAACGUGGUCCAAAGAAACCAAGCAAAAGCAACACUUCAACAAGGAAAAGCACCGGGACGCGAUCCAAUCCGGCGGAGCCGGUCCAUCAUCCUCCUCCUCCCUCGCUGCUGCCGCCGUCCCCACGGGAAUGCCCGCCUCCCCGAUGAUUGACCACUCGGCCUUCAACCAGCUGCAGCAGCUGUACGACAUGAACAAACCCAAGGACGAAACGCUGCUGGGAACGCUUCCGGCGGCCGAACUGGACGAACGGCUGAAUGCGCAGAAGCGUUCCGAGCUGGUGUUCCGACCGAUGCCGGCGGACAAUGAGGUGGAACCGUCCGGUUUGCCCUCGUUUAAGCCACUUCCGGCGGGGACGAUGAGCGGAACGUUGCGCAAGACAACUCCUCGGAGGAACGUAGUGCGACGGCGGACGACGGGGUCGGCUGCGAACAGUCAGAAGGACAAAAUUUCCGCCGAUCUGGCCGAUGUCUCGCUGGAUUGAGAGGAUCAUUUUAGAGCGGUUGUGUGCGCGCGAGGAUGAAUGAGUGUGUGAGAGGAAUGACUUUUUUACGCGGUGAAAGGACACUUCUUUUAAAAGGCGAACCCGGGGGGAAACUAAUCUGUAUUCUGUAAAUACUGGUGUUGAGGAUGUGAUAUCGAACUAUUUAUUCUAUGACAAAUCGACAGAAAAAAGUGCGCGAGCAAGUUCACUAUUUAUUUGAGUUUAAGGUAAAAUGAGAACAAAUAAAGCGAAAAAGGUGCAAUCGAGAACCAAAAACCAAA
This is a messenger RNA of Culex quinquefasciatus (southern house mosquito), 1692 nucleotides long. RefSeq lists its product as uncharacterized. NCBI's taxonomy places the organism in Eukaryota, Metazoa, Arthropoda, Insecta, Diptera, Culicidae. The coding region runs from base 575 to 1411 and encodes 278 amino acids. The transcript is spliced from 5 exons. The record is from RefSeq and is a predicted model, not a curated record.